CUUUGUUUAGUACCUUUUUUGAGGUGUUUUAGUGGUAGUGAAAAUGCCGAGCGCUUCUUUUACGGCCUCCAGGUCGUAUGUGAGAAGAUCGAGAAGAAAAGGAGCAAACAGAAUCCCCACACCUUCUAGAACCACUUCUGAACCAUGUGAGCCCGUCUGCCACCUUAUGCAAAACAUUCCAGCCCCCACAGCCGCAGCGCCCGCUGGGGGCUCUUCGGGUGGACCAUCUUCCUCCUCGUCUUCAAUAAACGCCGGCCCGAGCGGCGGAGUGGGCGCCAUAGCCGCCACACACCAUUCCCCGUACGACUUACGUCGCAAAUCGCCCUCUCACCAUGACGCCCUGCCGGGCGUCUCCGGUCCCAGCACUAGCGCCGCCACCGCUGGCUCGCCCACCUCUCCGGCCACGCCCACAGCGCCCGCCCAGGGCUACUCCUCGGUGAUGCUGCCCGCCAGAAAGCGCCCAAGAAGAACAUGUUCGACAUCGUGCGAGGUUUUUACGAAUUCAGCUGCUCACUACCUACAGUACGAACUUCCUGAUGAAGUCUUGCUAACCAUCUUCAACUAUCUACUUGAACAGGAUUUGUGUAGGGUCAGCCAGGUCUGCAAGCGUUUUCAGGCCAUCGCAAACGAUACAGAAAUAUGGAAACGGCUAUAUCAGAGCGUUUACGAGUACGAUCUUCCUCUGUUCAAUCCUGCGCCUUGCCGUUUCGAGUUUGUCAGCCCCGAGGAAUCGGAACUGGCAAAUCCUUGGAAGGAAUCCUUCAGGCAGUUAUAUCGAGGCAUACAUGUCCGACCUGGAUAUCAUGAAAUGACCUUCAAAGGGAGGAAUAUCGUUUAUUUCAAUACAGUCCAGGGCGCUCUGGAAUACGCCGACGAGAGAAGCGGCAGCAGCAGUUCGUCUGGGUCCGUUUCCGGUUCGAGCAACAACUCCGAGACGAACAAUCAGGGAGCCCUGAUAUUCCUACACACGGGAACCUACAACGGGGAGUUCCUCGUCAUCGAUUCCGACAUCGCCCUGAUAGGAGCGGCACCUGGCAACGUUGCCGAAUCGGUGAUAUUGGAGAGGGAAUCCGAGUCGACGGUGAUGUUCGUCGAAGGGGCUAAGAACGCGUACGCGGGCCACUUAACCCUCAAAUUUUCGCCGGACGUCACGUCCACCAUACCCCAUCACAAGCAUUACUGUCUGGAGGUCGGCGAAAAUUGCAGUCCCACCAUUGAUCAUUGUAUCAUCAGGAGUACGUCUGUGGUUGGAGCUGCCGUUUGUGUCAGUGGCGCCGGCGCGAACCCAACGAUAAGACAUUGUGAUAUAAGUGACUGUGAAAACGUCGGCCUAUACGUGACGGACUAUGCUCAAGGGACGUACGAGGAUAACGAGAUCAGUCGGAACGCCCUGGCCGGGAUAUGGGUGAAGAAUUUCGCCAAUCCCAUAAUGCGCAGGAACCACAUACACCACGGCAGGGACGUUGGGAUAUUCACGUUCGAUAACGGACUGGGUUACUUCGAAGGCAACGACAUCCACAACAACAGGAUCGCCGGUUUCGAGGUGAAGGCGGGCGCCAACCCGACCGUCGUGCACUGCGAGAUCCACCACGGACAGACGGGCGGCAUAUACGUGCACGAGAACGGCCUCGGCCAGUUCAUCGACAACAAGAUCCACUCGAACAACUUCGCCGGCGUGUGGAUAACCUCGAACAGCAACCCGACGAUCAGACGUAACGAGAUAUACAACGGUCACCAGGGGGGCGUGUACAUAUUCGGCGAGGGGCGCGGCCUGAUCGAGCACAACAACAUCUACGGCAACGCGCUCGCCGGCAUCCAGAUCAGGACUAACAGUGAUCCGAUCGUGCGUCACAACAAGAUCCAUCACGGACAACACGGCGGCAUCUACGUCCACGAGAAGGGACAGGGUCUGAUCGAGGAGAACGAGGUGUACGCGAACACGCUGGCCGGCGUGUGGAUAACCACGGGCAGCACGCCGGUCCUGCGUCGCAACCGCAUACACUCCGGCAAGCAGGUGGGCGUGUACUUUUACGACAACGGACACGGCAAACUCGAGGACAACGACAUAUUCAACCAUCUGUACUCGGGCGUGCAGAUACGCACCGGUAGUAACCCGGUGAUACGCGGCAACAAGAUCUGGGGCGGUCAGAACGGUGGCGUGUUGGUCUACAACGGCGGGCUGGGCCUGUUGGAACAGAACGAGAUAUUCGACAACGCGAUGGCGGGCGUGUGGAUCAAGACCGACUCGAAUCCGACGCUGAAACGCAACAAGAUAUUCGACGGCAGGGACGGCGGUAUAUGCAUCUUCAACGGCGGCAAGGGCAUACUCGAGGAGAACGACAUAUUUCGCAACGCCCAGGCGGGCGUGCUGAUAUCGACGCAGAGCCAUCCGAUACUGCGUCGCAACCGCAUAUUCGACGGUCUGGCCGCCGGCGUCGAGAUAACGAACAACGCCACCGCCACGCUGGAGUUCAACCAGAUAUUCAACAAUCGCUUCGGCGGUCUGUGUCUGGCGAGCGGCGUGCAGCCGAUCGUGCGCGGCAACAAGAUAUUCAACAAUCAGGACGCGGUGGAGAAGGCGGUGGCGAACGGCCAGUGCCUGUACAAGAUAUCCAGUUAUACGUCGUUUCCGAUGCACGAUUUCUACAGGUGUCAGACGUGCAACACGACCGAUCGUAACGCCAUCUGCGUCAACUGCAUCAAGACCUGUCACGCCGGUCACGACGUCGAGUUUAUAAGACACGAUAGGUUCUUCUGCGACUGUGGAGCCGGCACGUUGACCAAUCAAUGUCAACUGCAAGGGGAGCCAACCCAAGACACGGACACAUUAUACGAUUCCGCGGCGCCCAUGGAGUCCCACACGCUUAUGGUGAACUAAUGUGAUAUAUGCCCCUAAUCUACUAAAAUUUCGGCCCGAAUCCACUUAGAGUUAAAUAGUGUUUGAAGGUGAAACUUGAAGAAAAAAAAACAAAGACUGUUUAUUGUUUGGCGCACCGAUCAGAGAGUGAUAUAUUAUAGGGAUUUAGGAAAGUCUGAGAAGACCCCGGUCGAUACGGAGUUGGUAUUUGUCGCGGUUUCUGUAGUCCUAGUGUCGUAUAUCGGGAAAUUCGCUAUUCAAGAUCGAGGAGGGAAAUUCUCGACAGUUGGAACUGGAUGGAAAAGUUGAAUAGGGAAUGUCCCUCUUAGUAAAUAAUUGUUUUGCGUGAUCUGGGACACCUGUGUGCAUGAUUUUUUUCACUUUAGUAUUAGACAAUCAUAAUCUGGCUUCCAUUUCUGUUUAAGUUCUUUCUGCAUGCGUAAGAGGUUAAUGAUGAAGCUCUCUGGGAGCUUUGAGGAAAAAAAAAAUGGUUGUUUUCAGUCUCUGGUUGUUGAUUACACCAAAGGGAAAUUUUGAACCGUACUGGAAAUUCACGAAGUAGUUCCUUAUUUUAUUAUGAUUUAUGACGAUGCAGCUCUGAUUGAUGAUAGUAAUUCAUAUGGACCUCCACUUUUUAUUUUGAAAAAAGCAGUUUUCGAAAUUGCUUAUUUUCGAACUGAAAAUACCAAGAAGUUGGAUGAAGAAACUUCGGUUUCUUAUUGAUUUUGGAUCUGAUUUAGUGGAUACGUUGAAUUUUUGGGUUAGAAUUAUAAAAAAAUCAAAAGGCAGGUUUGAAAGUUACCUUACAGCUUUCCACAAUUUUUCAACGAAAACUGAGAAACAAAUGCCUUGAAGGUGAUUUUUCCCAAUUUACUUCUUGAUAUUUUCGUUUUAAAGUGUGGACGCCAGUUGGAUUACGCCUAUAAAUUAUAUAUAUUUUAUAUACUAAAUUUCCUAAUUCAGAAACAUUCGCUUCAGUCGAAUUGACUAUUUUUAUUUAAAUCUGCGAAUAGGCCUUUUAUUUUCGAAACUGGAGGAUAUUUAUUCGAUAUUUGGUGGACAAAUCAAUCAUCCUUAUUACCAUUCUGUGUACAGUAACAAUGUUGUUAAUCAUUUCCAAUAUUUUCUGUUUAUGUUUAAGUUUAUUAAUUAUAGGGUAAUUAUUUGUUAUUAUAAAUGAUAUUUUAUUUAUUCAAUUGAUGCUUUAUGAUUGAUAAGGUGUUGAAGGCGGUUUUAGUUGAUAUUUUGUAAUUUUUUCAUUUAACUAUAAAUAUCUUAAAUUCCCAGUGAACUAACACGGAAGUUGAAAAAAUCUUGCCUAGUUUUGAAACUUACUUUAUUUAUUUUGUUAUUUUUUUAUUUUUGGUUUCACUUAUUAGAUUGAAGCUCUAUGGUUUUCAAAGUGCCUCAUAAUUUUUAAUUUUUGUAUGAACUUUUUUUUUUGAGUGCGUGAGUGAGUGCGUGUUACUGGCAUUGUUAAAUGAAAAAAUUAUACGAGAAUGUAAUAAUUUCAUUGUAUUAGAGAAUAUAGCUUUAAUGUAUAUACAAAGAUACAGCGUUGCGAUGUUUAAACUUGAGUGUAAUGUUUGGGAAAUUUCGACUACCGUGGUAUUUUGGAAGAACGGUGAAUGUAUAAAUUAUAUAUCAGUAUUUAUCAUCAACUAGAAUCAUGUAAGUUAUUGUGAGUGUAAUUGUAUAUAAAAAAAAUUACGUUAUCUGUUGCUUUAGAAGUAAUCUUGAUAUAACGAUUUCACUUCGUGGCAAUUUUCCGUAAUAUACUCAUAAUUCGAAAUAGGCUUCUCCGUUUUGGGAUGAUUCAAGUAUUUGCUAGAGAGAAAAAUAAAUUUUUUAUUUCUUUUAAUUUUGUCUUUCUUUAUUUUCAAGAAUUUUUUAUUACAUCUUUGAAAACAUUAGAUAGUUCUUGGAGAAAAGUUGGCGAAUUGAAGAUUAGAAAUUUUCCUAGAUGAGUGGGGUAAUGUAUAGCUGUUUUCAUCCCUUGAAGAAGAAAAAAUUCCUGUUAUCGAUGGAUGCCUUCAUUGUUUAAUAAAUAACAUAUUGUAUAGAGACACGAUGAUUCGAAGUGCAGUUUUGAAAUAGCCUGGUGCCAUAAUACAACAUAAUAUAUACCUACUACACUCUUUAUCGAAGCUAGCUAAAGUAACUUUAGUAUAUGAUAAGAUGUAGUAUAAUUCUUUUUAUACCGAUUUUCCUCUGUUGACUGAUGUAUAGUUGUUUUAGAGAACGAUUGGUUCAUCCAGUUUGUAAUUGAUGAUUUGAGGUUAUGUCCUACGCGUGCUAUGCCUAGAGCAGGCAUAGCCGAUUAUCGACCUGUGGGAAGUCCGAUGUUUUCAACUUUGAGUUUUGAAUCUCGGAAUUCCGGUGGGUUCUGAUCAGAGUGUAUUUCUUUGUUGGAUUAUAUCAGGUUGUCCCUUCAUGCAUUGUCCGUGAAGAAGCAUGUUGUGCAACACGAAAUUAUCAUAUUUCACUUUGUAAUAUUUAUUCUACUUGUAAAUAAAUGAUGUAAAAUUA
Molecule: messenger RNA, 5386 nt
Organism: Coccinella septempunctata (seven-spotted ladybird)
Lineage: Eukaryota; Metazoa; Arthropoda; Insecta; Coleoptera; Coccinellidae
Gene: FBXO11
Product: F-box only protein 11
Exons: 9
Coding region: 44-2878 (944 amino acids)
Biological process (GO): ubiquitin-dependent protein catabolic process; protein ubiquitination; regulation of apoptotic process
Molecular function (GO): zinc ion binding; protein binding
Source: RefSeq, a predicted model, not a curated record